Drosophila grimshawi is the source of this 1755-nucleotide messenger RNA. RefSeq names its product glutaminyl-peptide cyclotransferase (gene isoQC). Gene Ontology annotation, molecular function: glutaminyl-peptide cyclotransferase activity; zinc ion binding. Bases 277 to 1365 code for a protein of 362 amino acids. Lineage: Eukaryota; Metazoa; Arthropoda; Insecta; Diptera; Drosophilidae. The record is from RefSeq and is a predicted model, not a curated record. The transcript is spliced from 2 exons.
AGCAUUAACAAUGUGGCAACGCCAUAGUUUUUGUUUGUGUUCGUUUUUCUUAUCCAAUUUUGUUAACUUUAAUUUCCAACACAAGGCUUGAAUAUUUAGUCUUAAUAUGCUUUGCAACGACAACGCUUCAAUUGAAGGCACAAAAAAAAAAUACUCUUACAUUGCACGCUUUCGCACAACUGUCAUAGUGCCACAUGCAUCAACGUGUCUGCAACCACCUGUUGCAAUAUUUAAAAGCAUUAGUUUUGCUCCAACUAUUUUGAAGCAAUUGUGAACAUGUUGAAGCUACAACUACCACAAUAUUUCUGGCCAAUAUGUGUGUUAAGCACAUUGAUUGCCAGGCAAACAACAACAGCCACAUCAUCAUCAAGUGACUACCUUGUUGGUCGCAAUAAGAGCAUUUACAAUCCUUGUCGGCUAUCCGAUUCGCAGCUGCUGGAGUAUAGCAAUCUCUCAGAUGGCCAACAUCUGCUCGAGGCCAUUAAAAACAUUGCCAUUCCGAGAGUGGUUGGCACUUCAAAUCACAGCAUUGUGCGUCAAUAUAUUGAGCAGAGUCUGCGGGAUCUCGACUGGCAUGUGGAACUGGACAGCUUUCACGAUAAGGCACCGAUAAAGGGCACCUUGCACUUUAGCAAUAUAAUUGCCACGUUGAAUCCGCAAGCGGAUCGCUAUUUGGUCUUGGCCUGCCACUACGACAGCAAAUAUAUGCCGGAUGUGGAGUUUGUGGGUGCCACAGAUUCGGCUGUGCCUUGUGCGAUUCUACUGAAUGUGGCCAAGGUGCUGCAGCAACAGCUGCUCCCAUUGCACAACUCAAAGUUGAGUCUUAUGCUGAUCUUUUUCGACGGCGAGGAGGCGUUCGAUCAGUGGGGUCCCAAGGAUUCCAUUUACGGUGCUCGCCACUUGGCUCAGCUGUGGCAGGAGCAGGGCAAAUUGGAUCGCAUCGACAUGCUGGUGCUGCUCGAUUUACUGGGCGCACCAGAUCCCAACUUCUACAGCUUCUUCUCGAACACGGAGUCGUGGUAUAUGCGACUACUGGAUCUGGAGACGCGUCUAGGCCAGAGGCAUCUGUUGGAGCGCUAUGUGAGCAGCGGUGUCGCGAAACGUGAACCAAGGCGCUACUUUCAGCCCCAAGGGAUGUACAUAAGUCGCGUGGAAGAUGAUCAUGUGCCCUUCCUGCAGCGAAAUGUGCCCGUUCUCCAUUUGAUUCCCAUGCCCUUUCCCAGCGUUUGGCACACACCGGAUGAUAACGAAAGUGUUAUCGACUAUGCCACGACCAACAAUCUGGCGCUGAUAAUACGACUCUUCAUCCUCGAGUAUAUGUGUGACGAUGACCAGGCCAGAAAUGAGCGUAAAAUUCCCCAUUAACUAUAUAAGGCCUUAUCAAAUUCAUCUAUCUGAUUCCGUUUCCAAUUCUGAAUCAUUGUAUUUUUGCUAAUGCAAAUAAUUGUUCAGUUGUUGUAGCGAGACUGGUUUGAAUGUUUUUGUUACCUUCUCUUAAUUGAGAUCACCGAACAUGACUUAAAAAAAUCGAUUGGCAUAUUAUUUUCUUAUAACUAGUUGGAAAACAUUAAAAAAUAAAAUAAAUGUAAAUGUAUAUUGUAUAUUGUAUAUUGUAUAUAUGAACCUAAAUGCAACAUUUAUUUGUUAAACUUAAUUAUAAACUAUUUAUAAACACUCGUUAAAACUAAUUAAGCGUCUCAUGUUCAAAUGUUGGCUCCCAAAAAUAUAUAUGGCAAAUACUGCUAAUUUAUGCUA